AUGAGCGUCAUAUCCAACCUACCGAUGGCUAUGGGAACCAACGAACAGCAAGUCAUACAUCCCUUCUUCCGACAAGACUUUGGUGUUUCGGUCAAAUCUCCACCCUCAGGCGAAACAAUAUCGGCCGUACAUACCCACGCACACGAGCCUCGACCGAUAAGCAGCCAAAGCUCUACGCACGAGCAGGAGCUACAGGCCCCGGAGAACCAAAAUGAAAACCAAGAUGCAAAUCAGCUCAAAAUAAACCAUGAAAUUCCUGUGGAUCUUGACGAAGACCUUAAUGAGGAUCGGAGGAAGAGGCAGAGAACGGACAAGGCCCAAAUCACCGAACCCACGACUGCUUCCAGUGCAGGUCUCUCAGAAUGGCUCGGGCAUGGCGUAACCGAAAAUGCGCCUUCAUUGGCUAAUCAUCCUGUCAAGACCGAAAUGAAUUUGUUUAUACCUCACCCUAAGCCUCCGCUGGCGGAUACCCAAGCUCUUGCAGAUGAACCCCAACAAGUGACACCUGCUGAGAACGACAAAGGAGAUGGCCGAGUUGCAAGAACGUCUGCAAGGCAGAAAAUCCUUAAACUGAAUUCGAAAGGAGGGUUCCUGUCGUCACCCGCCUCCAGUCCUCCCAGAGACACACAAAAGAAAACAGCCGGGAAGCGUGGAAGGCCAAGGAAGAUGGAGAGCAAGGUGGUGAUGCUCAAGUAUAGAGCUACCACAGAAAAAGACAUCGGAAAGUUGAUCGAUGACAUCCUAAAUAGCCGAGCGGUUCACAAGCCCCCUGCCAUUAUUCCACCUGUUCAACCCCGCAUGACGAGGAGCCAACCCCGAAAGCCCACGCACCCGUUUUUCAGCAAGAAAUCAGCACAGAAGACUGGGCCUGCGAACCUGAAUGGAUCUCAAUCGGACAAACUAGAUACCAACGCGAGCGUGCCCUCAACCCAAACCACAACUGGGGCCCAGGACAAGAAGCGGAUAGUCCCAGCUUCGGGCAGCUCGUUUACCAGCUUUCCCCGUCGCGCCUCCAAGUUUUCCGAACUAUUUGAUCCCCUCUGGCCACCGCGAGAUCUUGUGCAUAUCAGAUACGUUCACCCGUCCACAUGUAUCAAUGGCCGUGCUUGGCAUGUUACCCAGGACCGGAAAAAAUCGAAGAUUGCAGCUAUCUCAAUCAGAGACGAAGAAAAUGUCCUCCUAGCUGGAACAGCUGAAGCAAGAAGGAUCGCCAACCUGCCCAAACAGGAGUAUGAUGCCCUCGCUAUUCUUCGCCAUCCCGUGCGGCAUGUUGCCAGCAGUCAAGUUUUGCAUACGGCAAUGGAAAGACAGAUGUCGUGGUCCUCACCAAACCGCAAAUUUCCUUGGGAUUCUUCUAGUCCACCGCUUGCCAGACUGCGGUCAGCUCUACUCACAUCAGUUUCUGCUUUUGACCGCGCGACCUAUGAAUCGCAGCUAUGGGCGCACAAGUACGCCCCUCAGUCAGCUGAAGAUGUUCUCCAGCUUGGCCGUGAACCACAGAUGCUUCGAGACUGGCUACGGCAUCUCAAGAUCACUGCAGUGGACACUGGAAAAUCAUCGAAGGAGACUGCUAAAGCGAAAUCGAAGCGGGAGAAAAAGACGAAAAAACGCCAGAAAGCCGACAAAUUAGAUGGGUUCGUGGUGUCAAGCGAAGAGGAAGCCUCCGAGAUGGACAAUCUCUCAGGCUCAGAUGAUGAGUUAGCGGGCGGCGUGACCACAACACCUCAACGGACAGUGGUCAGGUCGGGUGACAUAACAUCUGGACUACAUGGAGUAGAGAAAAAGACUCCAAUGACCAAUGCGAUUCUUCUUAGCGGCCCGGCUGGCUCUGGGAAAACCGCUUCAGUCUAUGCCGUUGCGAAAGAGCUUGAUUUUGAAGUCUUUGAGAUAAAUGCCGGAAGCCGACGAAGUGCCCGAGAUAUGCUGGAACGAGUUGGAGAUAUGACGCAAAAUCAUCUUGUUCAUCUCCUCAACGAAUCCGAGAAUUCAACAGACAAAGACAAGGAUUGUGCUACGCAAAACAAGCUGAAGAGCUUUUUCAAAACCCCAUUUUCGAAGGCUAGCAAGCCUGUCUCCGAGUCUGGCGAAUCCAGUUCGAAAUCCGAAACUACCACUAAACGUCCCCGGGAGCAAAAACAGUCUUUGAUCCUGCUUGAAGAAGCCGAUAUCCUUUUCGAAGAAGAUCGACAAUUUUGGACUGGCGUCUUGACUCUCAUCAGCCAAUCUAAACGACCCAUCGUCAUCACCUGCAAUGAUGAGAGUUUGAUCCCUACCCAGGAUAUGUCUCUUCACGCUAUACUACGAUACUGGAAGCCUGCUCCUGACUUCAGCGUUGAUUACUUGCUUUUGGUUGCCGCCAAUGAGGGGCAUAUGUUAAAGAGAGAAGCCGUCACUAGACUUUAUCAAGGAUCCGGAAUGGACCUUCGGAGGUCUUUGAUGGAUCUGACUUUCUGGUGUCAGAUGGGUGUUGGUAGCGAGAAAGCGGGCCUGGAUUGGCUGCUUCCUAGUUGGCCACCCGAGUCGAACGUGGAUCAUGAUGGUGACCGACUUCGGGUUUUGAGCCUCAACACCUACGAACGAUAUAUGGGCUGGUUUAAUCGUGAUAUGAUUUUGACCCAAGACUCGUUGGAUGAAGAGGCGGAAAUCAUCCGCAACAGCUUUCAGUCGUGGGGUCUUGGCCUGCAAGAUUCCGAAGACAUGGCUGGGAAGACUGAACUCCAGUCUAUCUCUAAGACAACGCAGCUUGACAUGUUGUGUCGGGAAGCGGAUUACUAUGACGCGCGAAGUUCUCUCGACAUCCUUUGCUCGAAUCUUUCCACAGACGUGAAAACUGAUGUUAUUGAUAUAUCCGGCCCACCGCCACCAGAAGGCUAUAAAUCUAACUAUCUUGACAAUUACCCGCUCCUGCAUACAGAGUUGCGAACUGAGUAUUCAUCACUGAGUGAAACUGUCAGCAGUACGUUUGAUGCGUUAAUAAGCAAAACUUUCCGUCCCACAGCUGCCGAGGACUUGGAAUCUCUAUACGCGAGCCGAGUCUUAAGCAAAACCAUCGUCUCUGCAAUGCCACCCCAAACUCCUCCAUCCACUCUCCCUCAAUUCCAGCGCAUCUUUGGACCCAUCAUGCGUGCCAACUACUCAAACCCCACACCAACCGCCCGCCACGCCCCCUCAUUCGAGAAUGGACUCGCACCGAUUACGGAAGACUUGGCUCCGUACAUUCGCGCUAUCAUGGUCUUUGAUAGUCGCCUCCAGCGAUACCGUGAGAGAUUGUUUGAGCUCACGGCGCAGGAUCAUGGCCGCGGCGAGAAGCGUUCACGCACAACACGUGCUAGCCGCGCAGCCCUCGAAGGAGGCGACAAAGCCUCAACGCGCAAGGAGAGGUGGUUUGCCCUAGACACGCCUUAUUAUAAAGUGCAAGGCACCGCCGGGCCCGAGUGGCAACAGGUUUUGUUCCAAAUGGGGUAUUUCCAUGUCCAACCUAUGGUUGAGGCAUCUCCCGAGCGCAGUGACCAUGUCUUAAGCGACCAGGUUAUGGAGAUUGCCGAGUGA
Messenger RNA from Penicillium coprophilum, 3549 nucleotides. RefSeq lists its product as uncharacterized. The record is from RefSeq and is a predicted model, not a curated record. The transcript is spliced from 4 exons. NCBI's taxonomy places the organism in Eukaryota, Fungi, Ascomycota, Eurotiomycetes, Eurotiales, Aspergillaceae. Gene Ontology annotation, molecular function: ATP hydrolysis activity; DNA binding; ATP binding. Gene Ontology annotation, cellular component: nucleus. Bases 1 to 3549 code for a protein of 1182 amino acids.